GCGUUACAACUUGCGUUGUCACCACCUCAGACGUGUAUACGCAAACAAUGUGUAUACACAAUGUUACGCUUUGAUUUUCUUUAUAUAUAUAUAAUGUUUAUAUAAACGAUUAUUUAUUAGCUAGGCAUGUUAUGUACGUAUUGAUUAAAUAGGUCAUUCCUCGUGGUUAGUUUAAUCCGCCCUUUUAAUCGUAUUGUGGAUGUACACACUCAGCAGCCACACGCUACAGAAUGAGAGCCAUUUUGGGGCCUCAACAUUGAUAAAAUGCCAAAAAGUGAUACCUGGCUGUGUGGGACUGGACUUGAAACAUUGACUGGCAUGGACAAUGCGAGCAGCUGUGACAGCGUAGUCAGCGGACAUUCUGCUAUCAGCGAUAAUAGUCUGGAGCAUUUGUCUGCUGAGGAGAAAGCCUGCCUCAUGUUUUUGGAGGAGACCAUUGAGUCACUGGAUACCGAGGAUGAACGCGAACUCUCCAAUGAAGAAACAGACCUCUUGCCAAUCCCUGGCAGCCUGGCCUCCAGACUGGCAGACCUGUCAGCCUCCAUAAACAAAACCAAGCUCAAUGGUCUGCGAAAGCACCACUCUAUGGAAACCAUCAGGGAAAAGGUGGAGCAUAAACCCAUACAGAACUACCUUGUACCAACACCUUUUGUUUUGGCGAGCAGCUCUAAUCAAUACAAAUCAAAUAUGAAAGCUGGCAUUCAGUUAAAAAAGAAGUCUCUUUCAUUUAACAACUGCAGCCAGAAGCCUACUGAUUCCCAUGUUCCCUUUGAGGUCAAUGGUCUGAUAACCCCUACAACCAAGUCUAAAGACAAUUUAGUGAAAACUGGUGAAAGAGGGCCUUUAUCCUACGAUGCACUUGUUUACCUGCGAAGGAGCGCUUCCACAAAGAAAACGCCUUUAUGUCCCACAGUCGAUCACACGAUAGACUUGGUAAAAUGCCCUUCAGUUAUCAUCGAAGAUCCAAAUAACAGAAAUGUGGGACUGCCUGACAGAGCGGUCUCAGGGGCAGGCAGGUUUAGGAUAGGCCCGCCACCUGUUGCGCCAAAACCUAAAAGGAUUCCUUCAAAUAUCUCUGUGAAGAUGGAAAAGGAAGAUGCCCCAGCCUCAAACUCAUCAUACAAUAUUAAAAACGCAAUAGACCCUAAAGUGGUCAGACAGGAAGCUUUGCAGAAGCUAGGUCUCCUUAAAGACCAACAAUCUGAAACUCAAGUGACUCAACAGGAGCUCUCCAAGUCACAUUUGUCUGUGGGAAACGGAUUUUUAAAAGGUCCCGUAAACAUUAGUCAGUCAAGAAGCCCCUCUUUUUGCCAUGCUCCAGUGCCCCCUGAGCCCAGAAGCAAGGCUGUGCAGAGCAGUUCUAGUUUCCACCACUAUCUAAGGUGCCCUCAACAUGUGAUGUCACUGUCUCAUUCAGGGCAACGCAACAGGUUAAAGAUCGCAGGUCCAGAGAUACCUCAUACAGUCCUUAACCACAAAAAUGAGACGACCUGUCCAGAACCGCGACUCCAAACAGUCUCUGAGGAUCAGCCAGUUUCUCCGAAAGCCUCAAACUCUGUGACAUACACAGUAAUGAUGGUGCCUGGAAUGGGUGCCGACAGAAAAGAGGCUCUCAGAAAGUUGGGACUGCUCAGAGACUAGCCACACCAGUAAGCAGAGCAGAGGACGCCCUGGGUUAAAGCAUUAAGAGGCUGGCAUUCAGGUCUGGCAACGACAAAGUAGAUAAAGUAUUUAAAUAAGCAGCUCUUUCCUUUCUAGGUCAUUUUAUGCAGUUUCUUUUCAAGAUUCCUCUUCUGUUGCAGCUCAAAUAUGAUUGUUUCCCCAUAGGUGUUUUUACAUUGCUUGACAAAUUCAACAUUCACACAUGUGCCUCAAUUUGGACCUUGAUUGCUGUCGAAAUCACAGCUCGUGAUUGUUUGUCACUUGUGACUCUUGAAAAAAAACUGAGUACACAAAUACCAACAUCUUAAUAGAUUUUUACAAUUGUGGGUCCUGACGAUUUUCCAAGAAAAUCAGAAAGGGGAAAAAACACCAGACACACCCAACAGUAACUACAGUAUAAUUGGUCAUGAUAAUUCUUCUGAGACAUCAGUUAAUUUCAGCUUUUUCCGCCUUUGAGUGCAAGGGUGGGAAAAUCCUCAAACUUUGCUUGAUUGUCGGUAUGUACGUAUGUACCUUGUUUUGUCUUGGAAUGAUUAGUUGUAAAGACUAUUUCUACCAUGUCUUUUUCACACAUGCACAAUAAAAAUAAAUUAUUUUACAGCAGAUACUUUGGAGUUAAGACUGAAUCACUGGGCAACCACACGGUUGUACUACUAUUCUUACGAAGGAGGUCUGCACUGCUGCUCUU
This is a messenger RNA of Corythoichthys intestinalis (scribbled pipefish), 2350 nucleotides long. RefSeq names its product specifically androgen-regulated gene protein-like. Lineage: Eukaryota; Metazoa; Chordata; Actinopteri; Syngnathiformes; Syngnathidae. The transcript is spliced from 4 exons. The record is from RefSeq and is a predicted model, not a curated record. Bases 265 to 1641 code for a protein of 458 amino acids.